AUGUCUAGUCCAGAUGAUUUUGAAACUGCACCAGCAGAAUUUGUUGAUGCAUUGGAUCCGAGUAUGGUCGCUGUUGACAGUGGCUCUGCUGCAGUCACAGCGCCAUCUGAUUCUGCCGCUGAUGUGAAAGCUAAUCAAAAUGAAGAAAACUCUGGUGUUGCUGGCGUUGACACUAGUGUCAAAGCGGAUCAGGCAGAGAUCGAAAAGAAAGACGAUGAUACUACUGAAGUCGGUAUAACGACUACCACGUCUCCCGUUGCUGAUACUGCUGCUGCCACUGAUAUUGUUAAGACGUCAACUGCAUCUGUUGCUGAAUCUACAGCUGACGAGAGAGCUGCUGAGGAGAAAAAAGAACAAGUGAGUGGUCCUCCUCUGUCAAACAUGAAAUUCUAUCUUAAUCGGGACGCUGAUGCGCAUGAUUCUUUGAAUGACAUUGAUCAAUUAGCGCGCCUGAUUAGAGCAAACGGUGGUGAAGUACUAGAUACCAAGCCAAGAGAAUCAAAAGAGAAUGUCUUCAUUGUAUCACCUUAUAAUCACACAAAUUUACCAACGGUAACUCCAACUUAUAUUAAGGCCUGUUGUCAAAGCAACUCGCUAUUGAACAUGGAAAAUUACUUAGUCCCUUACGACAACUUUAGAGAAGUUGUGGACAGUAGGUUACAGGACGAGCCUCAUUCUAAUGAUAUAAAUAAUAGCAAUAGCAAUAGCAGCCAUUCUAUUGGGCCAAAAGCAGAGAUAAUUUCCACAAAUACUAACGGCGCCACGGAAGAAUCAAUCAAGGAAAAAGUUAUGGUGGACGCUGAACAACAAGCCAGAUUACAAGAGCAAGCUCAGCUGCUUCGCCAACAUGUAAGUAGUACCGCUUCAAUGACAAGUGGAGGGCACAAUGACUUGGUCCAAAUCGAACAACCUCAAAAAGAUACUUCUAAUAAUAAUAAUAAUAAUAAUAAUAAUAAUAACAAUAAUAAUGUCAACGACGAAGACAAUGAUCUUUUGACGCAGGAUAGCAACCCUCAAGGAGCCGAUGAAGGAAAUGCAUCUUUUCAAGCACAAAGGUCCAUGAUUUCGAGAGGCGCUUUGCCCUCACACAAUAAAGCUUCUUUUACAGAUGAGGAAGACGAGUUCAUUUUGGACGUUGUCAGGAAAAAUCCAACCAGACGUACUACCCAUACUCUUUAUGAUGAAAUAUCCCAUUAUGUGCCUAAUCAUACAGGUAACUCUAUUAGACACAGAUUUAGAGUAUAUCUUUCUAAAAGGCUAGAGUACGUUUAUGAAGUUGACAAAUUCGGUAAAUUGGUUAGAGACGACGAUGGAAAUCUGAUAAAGACUAAAGUUUUGCCACCAUCGAUUAAAAGGAAAUUUUCCGCCGAUGAAGAUUACACUUUGGCAAUCGCAGUAAAGAAGCAAUUUUAUCGUGAUUUGUUUCAAAUCGAUCCUGAUACGGGAAGAUCGCUUAUCACAGAUGAGGAUACACCUACCGCUAUUGCCAGGAGGAAUAUGACAAUGGACCCAAAUCAUGUUCCAGGAAAUGAACCCAACUUCGCGGCUUAUAGGACCCAAAGCCGUAGAGGACCCAUUGCACGAGAAUUUUUCAAGCAUUUUGCCGAAGAGCACGCAACUCACACUGAGAAUGCUUGGAGAGACAGGUUCAGGAAGUUUUUACUCGCUUACGGCAUUGAUGACUAUAUCAGUUAUUAUGAAGCUGAAAAAGCUCAAAAUAGGGAGCCAGAACCGAUGAAGAACCUCACCAAUAGACCCAAGAGGCCUGGCGUGCCCACUCCCGGUAACUAUAACUCAGCAGCCAAAAGGGCAAGAAAUUAUACUUCUCAAAGAAAUGCACAGCCCACCGCUAAUGCUGCAUCUGCCAAUGCUGCUGCCGCUGCUGCUGCUGCUGCUUCCAACUCUUAUGCUAUACCGGAAAACGAAUUACUGGACGAAGAUACCAUGAAUUUCAUUUCCAGUUUAAAGAACGAUCUAUCCAAUAUCUCAAACAGUUUGCCUUUUGAGUAUCCCCACGAGAUUGCGGAAGCUAUAAGAAGCGAUUUUUCGAAUGAGGAUAUAUAUGAUAAUAUUGAUCCCGAUACAAUAAGUUUUCCACCGAAAAUUGCAACAACAGAUCUUUUCCUACCAUUGUUCUUUCAUUUUGGUAGUACGAGGCAAUUCAUGGAUAAACUUCAUGAUGUUAUUUCAGGAGAUUAUGAGCCAUCACAGGCUGAAAAAUUGGUACAGGAUCUUUGCGAUGAAACUGGUAUACGUAAAAAUUUCAGUACGAGCAUAUUGACAUGUUUAUCUGGAGAUUUGAUGGUCUUCCCUCGCUACUUCUUGAACAUGUUUAAGGACAAUGUCAAUCCUCCGCCCAACGUUCCUGGUAUCUGGACACAUGAAGACGACGAAUCACUAAAGAGCAAUGAUCAAGAACAAAUAAGAAAACUGGUCAAAAAGCAUGGAACCGGCAGAAUGGAAAUGAGGAAAAGGUUUUUUGAGAAGGACCUGUUAUAA
Molecule: messenger RNA, 2499 nt
Organism: Saccharomyces paradoxus
Lineage: Eukaryota; Fungi; Ascomycota; Saccharomycetes; Saccharomycetales; Saccharomycetaceae
Gene: RAP1
Product: DNA-binding transcription factor RAP1
Exons: 1
Coding region: 1-2499 (832 amino acids)
Biological process (GO): telomere maintenance via telomere lengthening; regulation of DNA-templated transcription
Cellular component (GO): shelterin complex
Molecular function (GO): telomeric repeat DNA binding
Source: RefSeq, a predicted model, not a curated record